This is a messenger RNA of Diospyros lotus (date-plum), 2191 nucleotides long. Its product is annotated as probable flavin-containing monooxygenase 1. NCBI's taxonomy places the organism in Eukaryota, Viridiplantae, Streptophyta, Magnoliopsida, Ericales, Ebenaceae. The record is from RefSeq and is a predicted model, not a curated record. The transcript is spliced from 5 exons. Bases 532 to 2130 code for a protein of 532 amino acids. Gene Ontology annotation, molecular function: flavin adenine dinucleotide binding; NADP binding; N,N-dimethylaniline monooxygenase activity.
CAGAUAAAAACUGGUGAAAUGCAGCUGAAGCAGACCCUAGAAUCUGUUUACAUUCAAUUGAAGGGCAGUUUAUUCAACUGAUAGCUUUUAAUAAGGUUGCUUCUGUCUGAACAUUGUUUCUCUUUAUCCGAGUUAUGUCCUUUUCUUUCUCGCCACAGCAUCGAGUAUGGACCUCAAAACUCAUUAAAUCCAAUGUGUGUUUCUUGUUCACCUUUCUCUAUCCACUUGACGAAUCUCAACAGCUUGUCCACUAGGUGUGAUUUUCCUUGGAUCAUAUCUUCACUAGGUUCAAAUAUCUCAUUUUCAAGAUACUAGCCAAGUCUCUGAUAAAUAAAAAAUAUGCGAAAGUAGAGUGGAUGAAUAUCUUUAUGAUCUAGAAACUUGCUUUCCCAGAAAGACCCAAAAAAUCAACUCAAAAUGCCUGCAAUCUGUUUGAUGAAUUUCUUAAUUGGGUCUCAACGUGUUUGGAAACCAAUGGAGUACCCUUGAGUUGGUUUCAGGACCUCCAGCUCCAAGAGCAAGAAUUGACAAAUGAAGAAACGAGUGGGGAUCGUCGGUGCAGGGAUAAGUGGCCUUCUAGCUUGUAAGUAUACCAUAGAAAAUGGUUUUCAUCCUGCUGUCUUUGAAGCUCAAGAUAGCAUCGGAGGUGUUUGGAGUCAGACGAUGGAGUCAACUAAACUCCAAAACCCAAGAGAUUCUUUCCAGUUUUCUGAUUUUCCGUGGCCGGCUUCUGUAAAGGAACUGCAUCCCAGUCACACUCAAGUAAUGGAGUAUCUUGAAUCAUAUGCUCAACACUUCAAUUUGUUCCCCUAUAUUAGAUUCAAUUGCAGAGUUAUUAGCUUAGAUUAUGUUGGAGUUCCUGAAGAAGAGAUGCAAACAUGGUAUCUGUGGGGUGGAACAGGGAGGGCCUUCAGCGCCAGAGGAAAAUGGAACCUCAAACUCCAGAACACCGAAAGAGGCUGCAUAGAGGAAUACCAAUUUGAGUUUGUGAUUCUUUGCAUUGGGAAACAUAGUGGUUUCCCGAAUAUCCCAGAGUUCCUUCCUGAUCAUGGUCCAGAAGUGUAUAAGGGUAAGGUGGUGCAUUCAAUGGAGUAUUCUGCAUUGGAAAAUGCCCGUGCUGCAGAACUGGUUAAAGGAAAGACAGUUGCAAUAAUUGGUUCACAGAAAUCUGCUAUUGAUGUUGCAACCGAAUGUGCAAGUGUAAAUGGACUUGAUAACCCUUGCACAUUGAUUCAAAGGACUAUUUACUGGAUGCUCCCCCAUAGCCAUUCCUCAACUGUCAAUCUCGACUUUUUAUUCUUUAGCCGGUUCUCAGAAUUGAUGGUUCACAAGCCUGGUGAAACAACCCUGCACAGUAUCUUGGCCACCUUGCUUUCACCUUUGAGAUGGGCGAUAUCGAAGCUUGUUGAGAGCUAUUUCAGGUGGGAACUUCCGUUGAAGAAAUAUGGAAUGAUACCGAAACAUAGUUUCCUCGAGCAGUUUUGUUCAUGUCAGGUCCCAUUACUGCCUGAAAGCUUCUACCGAAAAGUGGCGGAGGGAAGCAUCAUAUUGAAGAAAUCACAAAGCAUAAGGUUCUGCCAAGAAGGUUUAAUUGUAGACUAUGAACAUGAGCCCCUAAAAGCAGACAUUGUAAUCCUUGCCACUGGCUUUAAUGGAGAUGAGAAGCUCAGGAACAUGUUCAUGUCUACAACCUUCCGAAACUGCAUAAGGGGGCCAGCAGCCAAACAAGUUCCACUCUACAGACAGAUCAUUGAGCCACGAAUUCCACAACUGGGAAUAAUAGGAUAUCCAGAGAGUUACUCAAAUCUUCAGGGUUCUGAAAUCCGCUGUCAAUGGCUAGCACAGUUUCUAUGUGGAAACUUUGAAUUGCCUAGCAUUAGAGAGAUGGAGAAGGAAAUAGUAGAGUGGGAAAAUUACAUGAAGAGAUAUGCUGGCAAGUAUUUCUGGAAAACUUGCAUUUCAAUUCCCAUAUGGUGCAAUGAUCAGCUGUGCAGAGACAUGGGACGUGAGCCCAGAAGAAAGAAGGGGCUCUUUGCAGAGUUGUUUGAACCAUAUGGACCAUUGGAUUAUUCAGGACUCGCAGAAAGUAAGAGACUUAAGAGACUGAGUUCACAUUUCAACUUAAGUUGAAUAAAUCUGGAUUUCCUUGUUCAAUCAAUUUGAAGUCUGUGAGGCAGAAGUUAUGUUGGCA